AUGUUUUGCAUUGGAGUUGAUGUUGGCGGCACCAAUACUGAUGCUGCCAUCAUCGAUCUCAACAAGACAGAUACUGCAUCGCGUGGCGUUCUGGCCACGUGUAAGACCUCAACAACUCCCAAUGUGACCAACGGUAUCAAGACUGCAGUCGAGCAGAUCCUGGAAACCUCCAAGGUCGACACACGCAACAUUCUGAACGUCGCGGUCGGCACCACCCACUUUGUCAAUGCCGUCGUUGAGAACGAUGCUCGAAGACUGAGUCGUGUGGCGGUCUUUCGCUUAUGCGGUCCUUACACACGGAAAAUCCCUCCCUUUUCCGACUUCCCCUACGCACUGAGAGACAUCAUCGCAGGCCCUUGCUUCUACUUGGAUGGAGGACUAGAGAUUGAUGGGCGGGAGAUUGCUCCUCUCAACGUUGAACAGAUCAAAGCCGCCGCAGAAGGAGUUGCACAAGCAGGAAUCAAGUUCAUAGCCAUCAUCGGCGUCUUCUCCGCUCUUGACCACGCCGGCAUCCACGAGCGGCGAUGCAAAGAUCUCCUGAAAGAUUUUCAGCCUCAGAUAUCUGUGGUUUGUUCUCAUUCCAUUGGUGGUUUGGAUUUUCUUCCUCGGGAAAACGCCACCAUCCUCAAUGCUUCCAUUCUGUCCUUCGCCAGAAAGACUGUCAAUGGUUUUCGACGAGCCAUGUCCAAUCUCCAACUCACAGCUCCACUCUAUUUGACACAGAAUGAUGGAACACUGCUGGACGCCGCUGUUGCCGCCGAGCUCCCCAUCAAGACCUUUGCCAGUGGCCCCACCAACAGUCUGAUAGGGGCGGCUUAUUUGCAGGGAUAUGGCUAUGCGGAUCAGCGCAUGUCUGACUCCCAGAUCCUGGUGAUUGACGUCGGCGGGACCACGACAGACAUCUGUGCUCUCCUACCCUCUGGCUUCCCCCGUCAGGCUCCCAAUUUUGUCGAGGUUGGGGGUAUCCGCACGGCCUUUUCCAUGCCCGAAGUCCUUUCAAUUGGCCUCGGAGGCGGAAGUAAGGUCCGACAGAUUCAUGGAACUAAUAAAGUUUCUGUUGGUCCGGAUUCUGUGGCACAUCGACUCACAACUGACGCUUUAGUCUUUCAAGGAAAUGUGUUGACCUCGACUGAUAUCAUGGUCGCCGCGAAAGCUGCAGACAUCGGCAAUCCUACUCUAGUGGCACACUUAUCAGAAGACAUCAUCACAGAAGCAAAGAUAGCCAUCACAGCUCAGAUAGAGAGAGCUAUUGACAAGAUGAAGGUCUCAUCCGCCCCUGUAACUGUCAUCCUGGUAGGAGGCGGAUCGUUUCUUGUCAACGAGCCUUUGCCCGGGGUGGACAAAGUAUUACGUCCACCACAUCAUGACUCGGCAAACGCGGUAGGUGCUGCAAUUGCCAAAGUGGCUGGCGAGGUGAGCAUGAUCGAAAUUUUGGCCAAUGUCACCGAGGAACAUGCCAUCGAAAAGGCAACCCAAGCCGCAGUAGACGCAGCCGUGACCAAUGGAGCCAACGCGGAAGACACCAGAGUCGUUGACAUCACCAAAAUCCCCCUGCAGUAUGUCUUUAACAAGGCCACGAGAAUCGUCGUCAAAGCUGUCGGCAGCCUUGCCGUGAACCAGUCCUCAGCUGAGCAUGAUCAUGAAUUCUCAAUCAGUGACACCUACUUGGACGACGACACUGAGGAACAGGUGGAGGUCGACAAGGCCGAAGUGACUUCUAUCAUCCGCGGCAGCUUGAUGAAACCGUGUCUGGAUGUGGAUCUGGUAAAGUAUCGACCCGAGGUGAGGAAUGGAGUGUGGAUGAUUUCGCCCGUGGACGUCGAACUCAUUGCCUCAGGCGCAGGAAUCCUCGGCACUGGUGGUGGAGGUUCGCCAUAUCUGAUGGCACUCUAUACUCUGGACAUACUUCGUCGAGAGGGCAAAGGAAAAAUCCGGGUCAUCAAACCGGAGUCCUUGGAUGACAACAAGCUCUGCGUCUUUGGGUCUGGCUAUGGUGCACCAUCGGUCAGUAACGAGAGGCUGGGUUCUGGUCAUGAUGUGUUCCUUGCAAUUGAAUCAUUGAAUGAAAUGUUGAAAGUUGACGACUUCCAAGGCGUUGUGGCUGAUGAAAUAGGAGGCGGUAAUGGGAUCGUGACCUUUCCCAGCAGCGCCAGAUUUGAUCGACCGGUGGUGGACUGUGACCUUAUGGGAAGAGCAUAUCCCACUCUCGAGCAUUCUACCCCACACGUAUAUGGAGCUCCUGUGGCGCCGUGCGUUAUUUCGGAUUGCAAGGGGAAUUCGGCGCUUAUGUUGCAUGCGGAAACAAACACGCGGCUUGAAAGCAUGGUGCGCAAAAUGUGCAUCGAGCUGGGCAACUCCACGGCGCUCGCAACGUGCCCGCUCAAGGGAGAAAUCAUCAAGAAAUAUGCCAUUCCCAAUACCGUUUCGCAAGCAUGGUACCUUGGGCGAGCUGUGCGGAUGGCGCGGCAGAACAAAACCAAUCUGAUUGAUGCCAUGGCCGAGAUCUCACCAGUCACCCUCCUAUACAGGGGCAAGAUCAUCGACGUGAGCCGCGACGUGUCAGGAGGCUACACAAUGGGACGUUGUGUGUUGGGACCUCUAUCGCAGGAUGAAGACGACUAUGCCAUUGAAGAGAGAGAUACUGCGAGAGGAAUGUCUCCUAAGUCACGCGAGACACGGCAUCUCGUCAUUCCUUUCCAAAACGAAUAUCUGUACGCUGCGUACCUGAGUCCGACCGGAUCAAGCUCGCCACAAGAAGAACAGGUUGUGGUGUCAAUGCCAGAUCUGAUUUCAGUUCUCGAUAGCGAUGGUGAAGCGCUCGGGUCUCCGGAUCUGCGAUAUGGGUUGAAGGUUAGUGUAAUUGCCAUGCCGGCUCAUCCACUUUGGACAGACGACCCUCGAGGGUUGAAGAUUGGAGGCCCAGAGUAUUUCAAGCUGGGGUUUGAAUAUUUUAGAGAUCCACAGGUCCUGAUGGACUAUCGUAAGCCACGGAGCGUUAUUGAUGAGUUUGAUGUCAGAGAUGAAUUGGCUGCUGGGAACGUCGGAUGAGGAGGAUAGAGCCUAAUGAUAGAGCCACGAGUUAGAGAUCUAGAGUGUGUAUGCAGUUGUGAUAGAGCGCAGUCC
Exophiala mesophila is the source of this 3123-nucleotide messenger RNA. RefSeq lists its product as uncharacterized. The transcript has 4 exons. The record is from RefSeq and is a predicted model, not a curated record. NCBI's taxonomy places the organism in Eukaryota, Fungi, Ascomycota, Eurotiomycetes, Chaetothyriales, Herpotrichiellaceae. Gene Ontology annotation, cellular component: cytosol. Gene Ontology annotation, molecular function: 5-oxoprolinase (ATP-hydrolyzing) activity. The coding region runs from base 1 to 3048 and encodes 1015 amino acids. Gene Ontology annotation, biological process: glutathione metabolic process.